CCGCCGUGCUCGUCGUGGCCGCCGCGUCGCCCCUGCCCGGCCGGGAGCCCGUCUACAACUGGCAGGCCACCAAGCCCACCGUGCACGAGCGCUUCGCCUUCCUCUUCAACAACGAGGUGCUCAGCGACGUCCACUUCUUGGUCGGCAAAGGCCGCGCCGGAGCUCAGCGCAUCCCCGCCCACCGGUUUGUGCUGGCCGUGGGCAGUGCCGUCUUCGAUGCCAUGUUUAAUGGCGGCAUGGCGACGACGUCUACGGAGAUAGAGCUGCCGGACGUGGAACCAGCUGCCUUCUUAGCGUUGCUGAAGUUUCUUUAUUCGGAUGAGGUUCAGAUCGGGCCAGAGACUGUGAUGACAACUCUUUACACCGCGAAAAAGUACGCUGUCCCUGCCCUCGAGGCUCACUGUGUGGAAUUCCUAAAGAAAAACCUGCGAGCGGACAACGCCUUCAUGCUUUUGACCCAGGCCAGACUCUUUGAUGAGCCCCAGCUGGCGAGCCUUUGCCUGGAGAACAUCGACAAGAACACGUCCGACGCCAUAAACGCCGAAGGGUUCACAGAUAUCGACCUGGACACACUGAUCGCUGUGCUGGAGCGGGACACCUUGGGCAUCCGGGAGGUGCGCCUCUUCAACGCGGUGGUCCGGUGGUCGGAGGCCGAGUGCCAACGCCAGCAGCUCCAGGUGAUUCCGGAGAACAAGCGCAAGGCCUUGGGCAAGGCCCUGUCGCUCAUCCGCUUCCCCCUGAUGACGAUCGAGGAGUUCGCCGCAGGGCCGGCUCAGUCGGGGAUCCUAACCGACCGCGAAGUGGUCAGCCUCUUCCUCCACUUCACCGUCAACCCCAAGCCGCGGGUGGAGUUCAUCGACCGGCCCCGCUGCUGCCUAAGGGGGAAGGAGUGCAGCAUCAGCCGCUUCCAGCAGGUGGAGAGCCGCUGGGGGUACAGCGGGACCAGCGACCGUAUCAGGUUCUCCGUGAACAAGAGGAUAUUUAUAGUUGGGUUCGGGCUCUACGGAUCGAUCCACGGCCCCACGGAUUAUCAAGUCAACAUACAGAUCAUUCACACCGACAGCAACACAAUACUGGGCCAGAACGACACCGGAUUUAGCUGCGACGGGUCCUCUAACACUUUCCGGGUGAUGUUCAAGGAGCCGGUGGAGAUCCUGCCCACUGUCAGCUACACGGCCUGCGCAACUCUGAAGGGCCCCGACUCCCACUACGGAACCAAAGGGCUGCGUAAAGUGAUCCACGAGUCACCCACAACGGGCACCAAGACCUGCUUCACUUUCUGCUACGCCGCCGGGAACAACAACGGCACCUCGGUGGAGGACGGACAGAUCCCAGAGAUCAUCUUCUACACAUAGCGCUGCUGCCGGCGGAGUCAAGCGACGGAUCAGGCGCUGCUCCUCUCCCGCUGCCUUCCCCCUCCCGCCCCGUGUCCUUCCAAGCUUUAAGAAAAGACAAAAAAAACAACCAACCCACCCCCCAAAACAAAUCACCGGCUCACCAUUUUGCUCUGCCAGCUGGAAGUACGCUAGCCUGAGUUAGUGACUUAGUGGACGGACACGGCCGGUCAUGCCGCGUGGGGGAGACAGCGGCCUCGCUCUCCUCACCAGGGGACAUAACGUUGACCAGCAUUACCCGCCAGGUCGGCCGAGGCUCCCGACUCCCCCCGUUAUUUCCGCCGGUAACCUGACUUUUGACAAUUCUUUCACUGUAAUGAAUGUAGCAGCUUUCACACCCCGGUCACGCUCGCGAUGACGGUAAGAGUUGUUUGUAGCGAGGAAGGCUGUUCUGUACUCGGAGAGAGCCCUCUCUGCUCACUACCAGGUCGGGGCGGUGGGAGAAUGGGGUUCCGAUUGUGGCUUAGCAGGGUUUACCCACAAUGCACCUGUGGGGGUAGGAAGGUCAGGGCGGUUCUCCGCCUCCUAGAAAUGUCCCGCGUGCUAACUUGCACGGAGAGCGGGAAUUCCUCUGACGGAAGCAACAUUUCAAGUCACUCCUGGACACUGAACCGAUGGGACAAAAAAACGUCUUGCGUUUCUGGACGGAGCCGGAAGGCGCAGCUGGGAAGGGUAGCUUCGACGGCCUGUUUCAGCUGCCUCGCUUCUCUCCCUUUCGUCCUAAGCCGCCUGGGCCGACGAGACAACCGGCAAGCCGGCUACCAUCCACCGCUUCCGUUUUGUGGUAAGGAGCCUCCGAGUGUUUCCGCCGCUGUUAAUCCAGUGCAACUUAACAAUGCAUUCUGCUCUCCCAGCCGUUUUCUUCCGUCUCGUUCUGUGGGCGACCGCUUUGCGGGAACGGGGAAGCAACUCGGCGGCUCGGGUCGCAAAAAAGGCUGCUCUGGAACUCGGUAACUUGAACGUUUCCCCCCCCCCUCCCCCCCAAAGCCAUCGACGGGGCAGAAUUCUCUUUGGGCAUUCUUUAAAGGAAAAAAUACGCACUUACGGGGAGUGCAGAGGGGGAGGAAAGAAGCACAUCUCCCAGCAGCAACAAGUUCUGUGCGUAUUUCUGUCCCCGAAGUCGUCGUACUACAGACUGUAGCUGUGUUGCACACUGGUUGCAAGAAGGUGUUUGUUUUUUGGGCCGCUUCCCACUCCAAUCCUGCAGCCGGGAUGGGGAGGUUGUUGAAUCUUUCCUCAUAAGGAUGAGGAAAGACAUCUUCUGGUGGGUAAAGCCUUCCCGAAAUGGGUCACUCUCCCAGAUGACAAAUCUCUUGAGAGGAAGGGUGGCGGGUGCAGGCAAGCUACAUUCCUGGGUGCCGCGUUUCCCUCCCCUUGCCCCAGUGCGGGUAGCCCAGGCUUGCCUGAUCUCAGAAGCUCAGCAAAGUCAGACCUCCCCGUGCCCCAGAGAGAGGCAGGGUAUGCAAACUUAUCUCUGAACGUUCCUUGCUUUGAAAGCCUCCCUGGAGUUGCCGUUAAGUUGGCCGCCACUCGGCACCAACGAAGCGCAGCGUCGGCCUGCCCGAAUUGAACCUUCCUGGUUUUCUAAGGUCACGCCCCGCGCUUCACUUUUUGGCACCUUCCGUUUCCCAGCUUUGUGCGCGAGGAAAUUCUGGCGCCGAGAAGCCCCGCCUUUUGCCAAAGGAAAAGCUUUCCGCCGCUCUGAGAUGGAACGUGACCUCGCGCCCGAGCGGCUUCCCAUCUAGGAAGCCUCGCUCUCUCUCUCUCCAGCUCCUUUACGCUAUUGACUCAUCUUGCUGAAGACCCCCCCACCAGGACUCCCUCUAAGCUGUGGAGCCUCGCGAGCAAAAUGUCCGCUAUGCGAGCCGCUGGCGUCAAAAGUUGCGAGCUGCUGCAUAAAUUGGUUUGCUCUGGGGGCCAUCGUUCCUGAGCUCGGGCACAAAGUGUGUGAGCCGGAGGCUAAAAAACCUGUGAGCUAGCUCCCAAUCGCUCAGCUUAGAGGGACGUGUCGCUUCGUGGCUUGAACACCGUGGGGUGGAGUUGUUUCUAUAAUGGCCAGUAUGUGUUAUGGGUCCAUCUGUCUAAACAGGCAGCUCUUUAGUGGGACAAAUCCCCCCCCCCGGUCCCCCCGUUGACGCUGCAGCAUGGAGGGGUUGCUCUUCCGCACCUCUAGUCCUACCCUUUUGCUGUGUUACGUAGCACCUUUCCCCUGUGCAUAAGCGACGCUUAACGGUUGGGUUCCAAGCGAGAGUCUGUUGGCUACAAGAAGAAACCGCCACUGCUGCAGUUUUCCAUUCCCUUUGGAUCUCUGGCCCCCGUCCGGCUUAGCUGAGCUGCUAAACCUACCUGGUGUGAAAUUCUCUCCCCCUUACUUCUGGGAGGGGGAGCCUCUUUUAUUUAUUAAAACAGCAUCCCCCCAAAACAGAUGCAUUCUGCAGAACGCACCCCCCCCCCCGGCAAAAGAGGUCCUCUAAUGACGAAAGGUUUCCCGCCAAGAGCCAAGGCCGUACACGCUGCUUGUGCUGUAUAACGGACAAAAAAUAAAGGUAUUCCUGACGCUGUGUUUGGUCUUUGCCACUCUCUGUACAUAGAAAACCAAUAAAGGCAGCCUGGUUGUCUUUAA
Messenger RNA from Heteronotia binoei (common prickly gecko), 4017 nucleotides. RefSeq names its product BTB domain containing 2 (gene BTBD2). Bases 222 to 1355 code for a protein of 377 amino acids. NCBI's taxonomy places the organism in Eukaryota, Metazoa, Chordata, Lepidosauria, Squamata, Gekkonidae. The record is from RefSeq and is a predicted model, not a curated record. Gene Ontology annotation, cellular component: P-body; cytosol. Gene Ontology annotation, molecular function: protein binding. The transcript has 9 exons. Gene Ontology annotation, biological process: neurogenesis.